AUGGCAGAGGACGACGAGUGGACCACCAAGGCGAACGACGUCUUCAACAUCUCUCUCGUCACCAAGUCAGAACAAGGUCCCCCAAAGACCCUCGACAGCUUCCAGCCGAAAUGGACCUACCCGAUCUACGAGGAAGAGGAGAUCUAUGGAUACAAGGGAGUGAAGAUCAACCUUCGAUUCAAUGCAUCCGACAUGCGCCCGCAUUUCUCGUACACAAAGGGCAAGGAGGUCCCACUAGGCUUGGCCGACAAGGAGCCAACUGAGAUCAAGGAGUCAAUCGAGCAGUUUCUGCCAAAUGUUGCCUUUGCGAAGAAGGCAGACUUUGAGGAAUACGUCCAGAGCACACCAGAUGACUGGAAACCACCAGGAACUCUCAUCUCGUCAGUUGAGGGCAAACAAGAGACUUACGAGAUCUGGAAGGGCAGCCUCGCCGACCCGGCCGUCUUGCAACUGGUGAAGAGGAUCCAGAUACUGGUGUCCUUGUUCAUCGAGGGAGGAACGCCGAUACACACCGAGAGCACCGACGAGUACGAGCAGGAUCCUCUUGAGCGCUGGACAGUCUUUUUCUUGUACCAGAAGCGACCGAUCCAGAGCCAGCCGGGCCGGUCCUCGUAUGUGUUCGCCGGCUACUCGACCGUCUACCGACUCUACGCGUUGCAGCCACAAGACAUCGCCACCGCACUGAGCACGGGCGAAUUUGAGCUCCCAGCCCAGAAUGCCUUCACAGACUUCCCUUGUCGGUCAAGGAUAUCUCAGUUCAUCAUCCUGCCGCCCUUCGCCAAGAAGGGCAACGGCAUGCGGCUCUACAGGCAAAUCUACAAGACACUGCUGGACGACCCCAAGACGUUCGAGAUCACUGUUGAAGACCCCAACGAGGAUUUCGACGUUGUCAGAGACAUGGCCGAUCUUUUGUUCCUCCGCGAACAGGCCGACUUCAAGCAGGCGGUCCAGAUCAACACCAAAGUCGCUAUUCCAAAGAAAGGAGCUAUGCCAAAAGACAUUGUUGAUCAGAAGGCUCUUGAGGCGUUGCGAACCAAGUACAAGAUCGCCACUCGACAAUUCAACCGACUCGUCGAGCUGACCUGCUUCUUCAAGCUGCCAGACUCUGUCCGCCCGACUCUGGACAUAGAGGCAGCUGGCUCCAAGAACAAGAAGUCAACAAGGGCAGAGGAUCAUGAGUACAGCCUGUGGAAGCUGCUGACCAAGUCUCGGAUCUACACGCAGAACCGGGAGAUCCUCAGCCAGCUGGAGCCAGACGAGCGCAUAGCCAAGCUGGACGAGACCGUGUUCGCCGUCGAGCUCGAGUAUGCCCUGUUGUUGGCUCGCUACAAGACGAGACAGGCGCUGCAGGCCGAGGAGCAGACGGGCGGAACGAAGAGAAAGUUGGACGAAACGGAUGAGUCGCCGAGUGGCAAGAAGCCUAAGAUGGAGAAUGCCUAA
This is a messenger RNA of Diaporthe batatas, 1440 nucleotides long. Its product is annotated as histone acetyltransferase catalytic subunit HAT1. The transcript has 3 exons. The record is from RefSeq and is a predicted model, not a curated record. NCBI's taxonomy places the organism in Eukaryota, Fungi, Ascomycota, Sordariomycetes, Diaporthales, Diaporthaceae. The coding region runs from base 1 to 1440 and encodes 479 amino acids. Gene Ontology annotation, cellular component: nucleus. Gene Ontology annotation, molecular function: histone binding; histone H4 acetyltransferase activity. Gene Ontology annotation, biological process: subtelomeric heterochromatin formation.